Wyeomyia smithii (pitcher-plant mosquito) is the source of this 497-nucleotide messenger RNA. Its product is annotated as cuticle protein 19-like. The record is from RefSeq and is a predicted model, not a curated record. Gene Ontology annotation, cellular component: extracellular matrix. Lineage: Eukaryota; Metazoa; Arthropoda; Insecta; Diptera; Culicidae. The transcript has 2 exons. The coding region runs from base 47 to 388 and encodes 113 amino acids.
GUUCAGUGUUCCAACAGUAAAGUUAACCAUUAACAGGAGAUCCAAGAUGUUUAAGAUCAUCGUUCUGGUUGCCUGUCUGGCUGUCGUUGCUUCUGCCCAAUUUUUCGGAGGAGAUCAAGGCCAUCAUGAAGAUUACCAUACUUAUCCCAAGUAUAAGUAUGAAUACGGUGUAAAGGAUUACAAAACCAAGGACCACAAGAGCCAGUGGGAGAGUCGGGAUGGAGACCUCGUCAAGGGACAGUACACGCUUGACGAAGCCGAUGGAACACACCGCAUUGUAGAGUACACUUCUGACCACAAGACUGGUUUCCAGCCCCAUGUUCUGCGUGAGGGACACGCCCACCACCCGCACGGAGAGAGCUAUGCCAAUAUCGAACAGCACUAUUGAAAAAUGGAUCGCUAUAAGCUAAGUUGCACCAGAGACGCUGCUAAUGUUCCUUCUGCUAAUCGAAAAUUUUUGCACCCAGAACCAUUUUAUUUUCCUAAUGCUUGUUUUA